Molecule: messenger RNA, 1216 nt
Organism: Pelagomonas calceolata
Lineage: Eukaryota; Pelagophyceae; Pelagomonadales; Pelagomonadaceae
Source: the annotation of a GenBank genome assembly
CAAGCUCGGCUGACGAGCCGUACAGCUCGAAAUACGCUGCAUACGGGCCACACACACCACUUUCUGCAAUACUUUUGAUCUCUGCGGCUCCUGCUUACACCAAACGCAACCUCGAAAGCGAGCAGCAAAACUUGUAUUGCCUGCUCUCAGGGCUGCAAACUGCAGCAGCGAUCGCAAGGCAUACAUGGCUACUCUCUGCGAAACGGCACUGGUCGACGCCGCCGACGACGACUCCGAAGCAGGAGCGCUCGACGACCUAUUAGGCUUGGGAGGCGCUCUCGCAGACGUCGCCGACGCGUCUGAUGAUGAUGACGCCGAUGCGCUCGUCGACGACGCGUUCGGUCGACGCGCGCGCGGCGCCGGCGCCUCCGUAUCGGGCGCCAAGGGCUGGGCCGUCCUAGACGACGCGCUCCUACCUAGUGUAGCGGCGCGCAUCCGCGACGCCGCGGCCCAAGAGACGUUUAAGCAGCAUACCUUUGUGUACGAUGGCCAGACGUAUGCGAAGCCCGGCGUCGCGGAGGUCGACCUCGCCGAAGGCACGUGUGCGACCUCUCUUGCGAAUGACCUGCGCGGCGUCGCCGAGGCGCUGGUGCCGGCCCUCGCUGUUUCUUGCGGAGUCUUCGACGGCGACGCGGCCAUCAAGAUUCAGCGCAACACUAGCGGCGCGUUUGCCUGCCACUACGACAACGCCGGGCCGCCGUCGAAGCGGAGCGUGACCGCCGUGCUGUAUCUGGGCCGGGCUGACGGUGCGGCGGUCUCGGAUCAAGACGGCGGCGCGUUGUGCCUGGCGCCUUUUCUGCGGCGCCGCGCGCGGUUCCGGCCGCUCAUGAACCGCCUUGUCCUCUUCAAGUCGGACCGCGUCCUCCAUUCGGUAGAGAGGUGGCGCGGCGCCUCUCCAAGACUCUGCGUCUCGUUCUGGUUCGAGGGCCCCGUGAACGCCCCUGAGGACCUGGUGCUGACGCGCGACCGCCUCCGCUUUAGUGGCUGGGACGAGGCCGCGGAAUUUUUUAUGAACUCGCCGGUACAGCGUGCCCUGUCGCGCAGUGUCUACGACGACGACUACCGCAGCAGCAUCCGCGACAUGCGGAGCGACGGCGAGGACGCCAUGCUCGCGGGCCACGCGCGAGUUGUCGAAGCGACGGUCAAGUCGCUCGAGCCGCUCGUGGAGGAGUUGCGGCGGCGGCGGGCGUUGAUCGGGGUGGACCUCGAGUUGUAA